This is a messenger RNA of Botrytis deweyae, 387 nucleotides long. RefSeq lists its product as uncharacterized. The record is from RefSeq and is a predicted model, not a curated record. Bases 1 to 387 code for a protein of 128 amino acids. NCBI's taxonomy places the organism in Eukaryota, Fungi, Ascomycota, Leotiomycetes, Helotiales, Sclerotiniaceae. The transcript has a single exon.
AUGGCCCUCUGGAGCUCAGUAAAAGACAAAAUUUUGCCUCCAUCAGGCCCAACAGGUAAGAAACGCAAGGGCUCGAACAAAUCAAGACAGCAGACAGCCAAACCCAAGGAGAACACCAAGCACGCAAAGGCGGCUACCAGUGGUGGUAAACAAAGAGGCAAUCGUAGCACUGGUGGUACAGAUGCCAGUCGUCACAGCUUUUAUAGCGCUGGUGACAAAUGCGAGAGCUAUUAUGACAGCUGCGAUACUAGUAAGCACCCGAAUGAUGAGGUGCAGAACUUUCACAAAGUUAGAGCCCAUGAGCGAGGAAAGCAGGAGAGGAAUAAAGAGGAGAGCAGGAAGCAGAUGGGGUACGGUAGCGAGAGUUCUAGAUUUUGGGAUGAGUAA